UGUUUGAUCUUAUGUAGUACCUGUUUGUUUUCACAACUUGUGUCAUGUGUUGUGUUGUGUCUGUAAGCAUUUGACUCGGUGAGUUUGAAAAGCGCUGAAUCUGGCUUCAGUCUUCAGCUUCACCACCUGCAUCUAUGGCUAAACCCCGCCACCUCAUUUUCCUUUUUUUUCUUUUUCUUCUUCUUCUUCUCUGUGCCACUCUACAAUCUUCUUCAGCUUCAUCCUCCGAUCACCUCUACGAUGUUGGAGAUGUUGUCCCAUUCUUUGUCAACAAAGUAGGACCCUUCAACAACCCCAGUGAGACAUACGAGUUCUAUGAUUUGCCAUUCUGCACCCCAGACCCAAUUGUCAGAAAGAAAGAGUCCCUUGGGGAGGUUCUUAAUGGUGACCGUUUGAGCAAUGCAAAGUAUGAGUUCAAGUUCAGGGAGGAGAAGAUUGAUGAGACAUUGUGCCCUAAGAAGCUUACAAUUGACCAAGUUGCAAUCUUGAGGCAAGCUAUAAGCCGCGAUUUUUACUUCCAGUUUUACCUGGAUGAUCUUCCAUUCUGGGGGUUCAUUGGGAAACUUGAAGAGGAUGGAUGGACUCCUGGUGGAGGAGGACCGAACUAUUACCUUUUUACUCAUGUUCAAUUUGAUAUUCUUUACAAUGGGAAUCAAAUCAUACAAGUAAAUGCAUUUGGCGAUCCGAAUCGUGCUGUAGACAUUACUAGUGAUGUUGGUGUUGAUGUUAAGUUCACCUAUUCUGUUAUCUGGAAUGCCACUAAAGUACGUUUUGAGAACAGGAUGGAUAGAUACUCUAGAGCUUCGUUGAUGCCGGUUCAUCAGCAAAUUCAUUGGUUUUCAUUUGUUAACUCAAUUGCCAUCAUUCUUCUUUUGAUUGGUUUGCUUGCCCUGCUUUAUAUGCGGCAUCUGGGAAGUGAUUUGAAAAAGUAUUCUAAUGCAAAUGAGGAAGAUAAGGAGGUUGGUUGGAAGUCCCUCCAUGGCGAUGUAUUCAGACCUCCUUCAAACUCGGCCUUACUUUUUGCUGUUGUGGGAACUGGUACCCAAUUGCUAAUCUUGCUUUGUGUCUUGCUGUUUCUAGCACUUAUUGGCACCCUCUAUCCCUACAACAGAGGAGGACUGUUAAAUUGGCUUGUCUUGCUAUAUGCUCUCUCAUCUGUUUUUGCUGGGUACACUGCAGCAUCCUUCUAUGGCCAGUUUGCCGAGAAUGGAUGGGAAAAGACUGUUAGUCUAGCAGGGAUUCUUUACACUGGACCAGUGUUUGUUGCAGCUUCUAUCCUCAACAUUGUUGCAAUAUCUUACAGGGCUACAACUGGAUUCCCAUUUGGCUCCAUUGUUGUCGUUCUUGUUUUAUUCACAUUUCUUGCCAUCCCAUUGCUUGCAUUUGGUGGUGUGAUUGGAUAUCGUUUUAGAUCUAAAUUUCAAAUCCCCUCUGGUACAAAGAGACAUUCGAGAGAUACUCAACUGCUUGCUUGGUACAGGAGAACGCCGUUUCUAAUGUUUCUUGGGGGACUUGUGCCAUUCAGUGCAAUUGUACUGCAACUACACCAGGUGUAUGCUAGUAUGUGGGGCUACAAAAUAUACACUCUUCCUAGCAUUUUGUUUGCCACAUUCAUACCAGUCAUUGUGAUCAUUGCACUUGUUAGUAUUGGUUUGACAUACAUUCAACUAUCCGUUGAAGACCAUGAGUGGUGGUGGAGAUCAGUGCUGUGUGGUGGCUCAACAGCCAUUUUCAUGUUUGGAUAUUGUAUCUACUUCUACGUGAGAUCAAAUAUGAGUGGAUUCUUGCAGCUAUCCUUCUUUAUUGGCUAUAAUGCAUGCCUAUGCUACGCUUUCUUCCUAAUAUUUGGUGCCAUUAGUUUCCGAGUUUCAUUUCUAUUCGUUCGCCAUAUUUAUGAUGAUGUUAAAAGAGAGUGAGUCAUCUAUCUCAAAGCACAAAGCAGUAUUGGUUGUAAUGUAAGGUAUGAUUCAAGGGUAUCUCAAAGCACAAAGAAUUGAUGGACUACCCUUCAGAAAGUGAAGUUUACACAGUAUGUUGGAAGGGUAUCUUACAAGCACAUUUGUGCAGACAAUGUAUCCUUUAUUUUACUUUUCUCAACUGCAUCACUGCACAUCUUGAAAGAGGAAUUGAUUUUAAAUCAUCAAGUAUAACUAAAGUGUGUCAAAAUUAAUUCCAACUACCAAUUUUACAUUAAAAUGUGUGUAAAAUGUGAAGAAUUGAUUUCUAAUACAACACAAACAGGUCCCAAGUCCCCGGGUUCUUGUGAGUAACUUUCUUUUCGGGUGUUACUAUUGUACUGAACUUUGUCAACCAGGAAUUGACAUUGAUAUUAACGGUUGAUUUUCUUUUUCGUUAA
Cajanus cajan (pigeon pea) is the source of this 2356-nucleotide messenger RNA. RefSeq names its product transmembrane 9 superfamily member 5. Lineage: Eukaryota; Viridiplantae; Streptophyta; Magnoliopsida; Fabales; Fabaceae. The record is from RefSeq and is a predicted model, not a curated record. Gene Ontology annotation, biological process: protein localization to membrane. Gene Ontology annotation, cellular component: membrane.